UGGCAACAUUGUUUGUUUUGAGAAGUCUGUCAAAAACAUUUGACUGUCAAAAUUGUCGCCGAGACUUACUAGUCAUAGUUGAGUACAAUUUUUGAUUGCCUUUUGUACGAAAAUGUCAGACCAAGAAGAAAAAGUGGAACAGUUUAAAGGUGUAACUGGUGCUAACGAUGAAAGGGCCAGAUUUUUCCUGGACUCGUCGGCUUGGCAAGUUGAGGUUGCUAUAGCAAGAUACUAUGAAAAUGAGGGUGGGGAUGAUGCUGAUGUGUCUUUGGUUGAAGAUGUACCAGAACCUACAAUAAUUGCCAAAAAGCCAGCACCCAGAGCUAAGAGUUCCAACUUUCAUACUCUAAAUACUUUAACAACGUCAAGCGAUGAAGAAGAGGAAGGACAAGCCUACUAUGCAGGUGGAUCUGAGCAUAGUGGCCAACAAGUGCUUGGACCCCCAAAAAACCGCAAUAUUGUAUCAGACAUGUUCAGAUCAGUCCAGGAACAUGGUGUGGAAAUUUUGGACCCGGCUGCAAGCAGCUCUGGCUCCAGGGUUUUCAAGGGGACUGGCUACAAACUGGGCCAAGACACAAAUGAUACUGUUGUGAUACCAGGUGCUGCAGAUCCAGUGCCACCCAGGCAAGUAACGCUUAGAUUGUGGCAAAAUGGAUUUAGCAUAAAUGAUGAAGAUUUGCGCACUUACAAUGAUCCUGAUAAUAGGGACUUUCUGGAGAGCAUUAGGAGGGGGGAAAUACCACAUGAAUUAAGGCAGGGUGGCAGUGAGAUCCAUUUGGCAAUGGAGGAUCACAGAAUGGAAGAAUUCAGAAAGAUAACAUCCAGAAAGGGAGGAAAGGUUUUCCAAGGUCAAGGUUACACUUUGGGAAGUCCCACUCCCAAAGUAAUUGGUGCUCCCAAUAAUGAAGAUAAACCAGCUAAUGAAGCUAAGGCUAAAGAAACCACCAAUGUUAACACAUCGGAACCAACUACAAAUUUGCAGAUAAGAUUGGCGGAUGGUACCAGAUUAGUGGGGCAGUUUAACCAUGAACACACUGUAGGAGCUGUAAGGAACUACAUAACCAUAGCAAGGCCUCAAUAUCAAACUCAGCCAUUCAAUCUCAUGUCCUCGUACCCAUCAAAAGUACUUGAAGACUCCCAGACACUCAAAGAAGCUGGCCUUUUAAACGCAGCUAUUAUGCAAAAGCUUAUCUAGUUAUUUUUUAUGGUUAAAAUAUUAUAUAUUUAGCAAUAGAUUUUCUAAAUUAAUAUAGGUAUAAUAAUAUUGGUUUGCAUUCAACAGGCGUUAUUUAUUUCAAUUAAUGAACAAAUAUACUGUAAAAAUAA
Messenger RNA from Brassicogethes aeneus, 1326 nucleotides. The record is from the annotation of a GenBank genome assembly. NCBI's taxonomy places the organism in Eukaryota, Metazoa, Arthropoda, Insecta, Coleoptera, Nitidulidae.